AUGGGACCUGAUUGUCCAGAAGUGGUAUCCGGCAGUCCGAGUGGUCAGUCCUCAAACCCCCAGUCCUCAAACCACCCUAGUCCUCAAACCCCCAGUCCUCAACCCCCAGUCCUCAAACCCCAGUCCUCAAACCCCCAGUCCUCAAACCACCCCAGUCCUCAACCCCCAGUCCUCAAACCUCAGUCCUCAACCCCCAGUCCUCAACCCCCAGUCCUCAAACCUCAGUCCUCAACCCCCAGUCUUCAAACCCUAGUCAUCAAACCCCCAGUCCUCAAACCACCCCAGUCCUCAAACCCCCAGUCCUCAAACCCCCAGUCCUCAAAUCCCAGUCCUCAAACCCCAGUCCUCAAACCUCAGUCCUCAACCCCAGUCCUUAAACCCCCAGUCCUCAACCCCCAGUCCUCAAACCCCAGUCCUCAAACCCCAGUCCUCAAACCCCAGUCCUCAAACCCCCAGUCCUCAAACCCCAGUCCUCAAACCCCAGUCCUCAAACCUCAGUCCUCAACCCCAGUCCUUAAACCCCCAGUCCUCAAACCUCAGUCCUCAAACCUCAGUCCUCAAACCCCAGUCCUCAAACCUCAGUCCUCAAACCCCAGUCCUUAA
Molecule: messenger RNA, 603 nt
Organism: Physella acuta
Lineage: Eukaryota; Metazoa; Mollusca; Gastropoda; Physidae
Source: RefSeq, a predicted model, not a curated record